Messenger RNA from Alternaria alternata, 4137 nucleotides. RefSeq lists its product as hypothetical. The record is from RefSeq and is a predicted model, not a curated record. NCBI's taxonomy places the organism in Eukaryota, Fungi, Ascomycota, Dothideomycetes, Pleosporales, Pleosporaceae. The transcript is spliced from 3 exons. Gene Ontology annotation, molecular function: ATP binding; protein serine/threonine kinase activity. Gene Ontology annotation, biological process: peptidyl-serine phosphorylation; peptidyl-threonine phosphorylation. The coding region runs from base 1 to 4137 and encodes 1378 amino acids.
AUGGGAGUCCUCUUAGCGCGGUUCGCAACCUCCCCGCCUCCAGAUUGCCUGAAGGACAGACUUAUGGCUGAGAUCGAAAGGCGGAGAAGUCAGAAUCAUUUGCCUAUUCGAGGCGGUUUUCUGACCCUGGGUUAUAUCGACGAGCUCUUCACCGUCGAAGGAAUCUCUCAACAACUCCAAAAAUACGAGGAAUUCCAACGAAUCUCAAAGGCAAAGAGAGCUGAACUCGCUCUGUUCAUCAAGGAGAACCAGCAAAAGCUCUAUGCUAUACUUCUUCUCAUGGAUCAGUCACACCACCUGAUCUCGGACAAAGCCAGGGCCUUUACCGACAAAUACCUCUUCGCCAUUCAAAAGCCUGGCCUUGCGUCUCUGCCAUGUCCUUUAUCGACUCUGGAAACAUUGCCUUUAUUCCGUGGUUUCGCCUCUGCGUUCUACGAACAGCAGUAUGUGUUUCCGCCAAGCCUAUCAACACCGGAGACUGUAAAGCAUCCAUUACAUUUCAAAUUUCCGUUUGCCAACGAACGUGAAAGAGUAGGUAACGGGUCGUUUGGUGAGGUUUAUCGAGUGGAAAUACCGCGUGGAUUUCUAUUACCUCUUGCAGAUGAAGAUGUCUCCAAGAACGUGGUUGUUGCAUACAAAAGAAUUCGGAGGCAAGCUACCAAAGCGUGGGAAAAAGUUGAUUCGGAAGUCAAGGUACUCCACCAACGACCCCAUAGGAACAUCACACCAUUGUGGGGAAGCUUCUUUGCAGGGCUAGAAGAGACUCGCGAAGCGAGAAGCUCCGCUCAAUGCCUAUAUCUGCUAUCUCCUGCAGCCACCAUGAGCAUGCAGGGCUGGAUGAGUGAUGAAAAAGCUGUAGCCGCUGAUAUAUCAUCUGGCUUCAUAUACUUCGACACCAUGAUGGCUCUUGCAUCUGGAUUAACUUAUAUUCACCGAGAGAUCGACACGAUGGUAGCCUACCAUCGGGAUAUCAAGCCAAGCAACAUCCUUCUAUUCCAAAACAAAGAUGGAAAGAUCUGGAAAUUCUGUGACUUUGGGACUUCGAACCUCAAGCGUGUAGAUAAUACUGGGACUGAAAGUAUAGUUACAGACAAGUACUGGGCACCUCCUGAGUUCUUUGAGGACCAUUCGAAUGAGAACGGAAUAACACAUGCUCGCACCCACGACGUAUUUUCUCUUGGAUGUGUAUUCCUCGAAUUGGCGACUUUACUACACAUGGGUGCUGACGGCCGCGACAAGUUUGAAAUACUGAGAGUGGAGGAAGACCGCGACCCUCAGGCAUUAGGUUAUCGGGGCGCAUUCCACCGAUCGAUGCCAGCGGUACGCCGUUGGAUUGGAAAACUGCGCGAUAUACACGAAGAAGAACAAAGCCGCGAUGUGCUUGCUCUCAUAUCCGAUAUGUUACAGCCCAUAGAUGAACGUAUAUACUCCUGGGAGGUGGAGAUCGACCUGUUCAUUCUUGGACCUUCAGGAGGAGAUUCUGUGAAGGUAGUUGACUAUCUGCGUCAAAUUGGCCACCGGUCAAUAGGCUACAGCGCAAGAACAAAGCACAAUCCUUAUACACGCGCGAAGAAACGGGCUAAGGAAAAUCAACUUUACGGCGUGAGGUGUGCGAAUCAGUUCUUCCAAGUUAUGGAGACUCUUCGAUGGCAUGAGUAUUCGCCUCAAUCCACUGGAAGCUUUCAGCAAACUCCAGGACAACAAGUCUAUUCGAACAUAUCGUUGGCACAGGAAGAUGAUAUACUCUGUGGCGGUCAAACUCUGUAUCAGGAGAUAUCGAAUAGCUUCCACAAAUCAGAUAUUGUAGCGCUUUACGGAGUCGCUGGCAUUGGGAAAACUCGGAACGCUCUUGAAUACGCGCGACAGUUCCUGAGUCCUGUGGACCAGACUUUGACUAGACACACGUUUAUCGUAGAUGCCACUAGCGCAGACAGCUUGUGGAAUUCGUACGAUGCUAUCGCAGAUACGAUUAGCCAAUCUUCAAUAGGCGACAAGGUCACAAAAGCUACGCUUGGCUCCUGGUUGGAAAAUAGCAAAACUGGCAAGUGGUUCAUCGUCGUGGACGGCUUCAAUCCGACUGAUGACAUCAAUGAACUCAAGAAAAUGCUACCAACGCCUAGACGUAGUAUCGAUCAGAUACUGAUUACCACAAGAGAUCGCGCUAUCGUAGAUAAGUACUCGAUCAACGAAGCGCGUGUACCACCCUGCAUCGAGGUAUGCGCGCUCACCUCCGCAGAUUCUAUGCGUUUCUUCAAGCAGAACAUUGAAGAAUGGAAAAGGUUGAAGAGCAACGAAGUCGACACAACCAUGAUCGAAUCUCUGCUUAAAGAACUUUGGUCUCCUGCGAUGAUUAGAUAUGCUGCCGUGCAUAUGGAGGAGGACCGAAUGGACACUGUGCAAAUGCAGGAGCUGGUGGAUGAGAAUGGACUCUCGGUCAUCAGAACCCCGUUCCCAUCGUAUCUUGAGUACGUUCUUCAACCGUUAGCCGGUACACUAUCUCGCCCUGGGACUUGGCCUCGAGAGGUUGGAACUCUGUUUCUGCUCGCAUUCUUCGACCCUCGUGGUGUCGAAUGGAGUACGUUAAGGAACAAUCACGCAACAAAGAGGAAGAGGUUGGGACUGCUGAAGUCUCUGGGAAGACUGCAAGACUGUGGCCUUAUCGAGAAAGCUUCAUGUGAUAUUGGCCCGGUCUACUCCAUUCGCGGCAACAUUCGUAGAGCCAUUAUGGAAUGGAUCGAACAGCAUGACGGCCCUGAAGGCAGGGCGGAGGGCUUUCUGAAUCGCUACAGUAAGGCGCUUUCGAUAACAUACAAGUCCUAUCAUUCUUCGCUCAAAGCUGCCAAGGCGACGAUAGUCGACACAUUUUCCGGGGCCCACCAGUCCGAAGAACCGUUCAUGCCACACUUCAGAUGCUUUGUACAGUUCACCAUUGAAUACCCUCAGCAACAGAAGCCUCUGAUGCAUCAUCUUGCUGUACAGGCUGUUAUUUCCUUCUCAAAGGUCCUUCUGGAGCAAGACAGAUAUAGAGAAGCUAUCACAGUGACGGAGUACACUCGAAAACACUACAAGUACAAACUCGACGAAGAUGACAGCGAGAAGCAAGUUCAAGUUUUCUUCACCCUAGGAAGACAUCUAGUCACCAUCUAUCUCGCUUGCCCAAGAGACACAUUGACUAAUGGGUAUCGAUCGAAAGCAAGUGAACUGAUCUCCGAUCUACGGUCAGACAUCAAGAAACUCAAGGGGUCGUACUCAGGGCAAGCCUGGAUGACAUUGAUAAACUUGGAGAUCAAGCUGGACGAGGUCAGAAUGUAUAGGCAGUCCGCAAUUUAUGACCAAGCGCACCGAAAACUAUCGGACGUCAGCGACGCCGUAAACGCGAUGAUCAACAGUGGUGACAGAGUCAUUCAAGAGACCUACGAGCAUAUCAUUUUCAGAGACGGGAACAGGCGUACUCCACUGGCACCACUUUCACCACGAAAACUACAGAUCAUGGCGAAUUUCCAAGAUGGUUUGCUGCACUUAGCGGAAGGCAGCUCAAGACCUCGAACAGACCGGAAAUGUGCUCUAGAGUUCUGGAACAGGGCUCGUGAGCUACUCAUGUCGACCGAGAGUGCAUUUGAACAGUAUUGCGCGAGCGACGAACUUUGGCAUGACGACAUACGUGUAGCGAGCGCAGUGGUGAAUACCAGGAUAGGAGGCAAGGGCCUUAUCCGAGAUGCAAUAUACACUUUGGAACUCGUGCGAGGUAGGAUGGAAGAUAGGUACGGGCUGGUCCGGCGUACUAUGGAUGUGGAACGUAGGCUUAACGAGGCGAGGCUCCAGUCCAACAAGCAACAUGUGAAGAUUGCCAUCGAAAGCCUACGGGAACUUCUGGAAUGGUACACAGAUAAUUUCGGCAAGUACGCAUCCCAUGGAGAAUACACUACAUGCACCAAAACCUGCGCGUCUCUGCUUGUGAGAGCGCUGAGGCGAAUGGGCAAAAGGGAUGAGGCGAGUGAGCUUAGAAAAACAUAUAGGCUGGAGGCAGAACCCAGCGAAGAAGAAAGCUCUUGGGUACGGCAAGAAGUGCUGCUCAAGGUCUCCAUCUUCGUUGUUGUAGUGCUGCUCUACCUGGGGUACUCGUAUCAGAAUUUGUAG